CCCUCCCCAUCCAUGGACGAAAAGCCUCUCCUUGUCUCGAGCCUCAAGGAGGACAUGUGCAUCGACAUCGGGGAUGACCCCAUCUUCUCCUACGAGCCGCAUUCGAUUGCCACUACCAGGGCCAGGAUCUCGACGACAUAUUCCCCAUCCUCGCCCCGCACCCUCAGAGUCACCCUCAGAGUUAUCUCCGUACAUCGCCUCGAUUGGGUGGCGGCAUUGGUAGGCGGGAGAUCUCGAAACAGUGGGAGAUUUAGGGCCCUGGUGAGCUUCGCCGUCGCCUACCCAGACCAAUUCUACGCCGCCAUGGCCUACACCGGCUUCGGCGCCAGAUGGGUCCUUCGUCCUCCACCGCCAUCAUAUCUCACUUCCAGAACAACGUCGCUAUCCUCCUCUAUGACCUAUACCGACAGGUGAUUUGUGAUUGAAAGGCAUGACUGUUUCUUACGGUCAGGAUCUGUACCCUCAUCAUAGGCUUAUGGCCUGGAUGUGUUUAGAGCUUUGGACAUACGCGUACAUCAUCAUGGCCGCCGCUAGACAAGUGGAGUGAGCAGAAUCCUAUGAUUGCAAGCCACUUCACUACUGAUGUUUAGGCCUGCAAUCAGGCUAUUACAGAGGGUGAUUCCUAAAUUUCUAUUUUAGUGGUGCAAUGUUUACAAAGAUCGGAAUCUGCGGUAACAUAGCAUUUGGACAGUGCAAGCAUAUGCAGGAAAAAAGUCGUUGCGUUUACUUGUGUUUAUUGAUUUUCAGGUGGAUCUACCUUUCUUAUACUGCAACAAGCGGGACAAUAAAUCCCUCUUCCUGGCGCUGUGGUUAUGCAGAAGCUGAGCUACCAAGAGAAAAGUCCAUACCUUUCCCCAUGAAGAUGGUUCUUUGAAGAUUCUUCAGUUCAACAUAGAUUCAGGUACCUGUUGUCUUCUCUGUGUGGUUUUUUCACUUAUGAUCUGAGC
Messenger RNA from Lolium rigidum, 947 nucleotides. RefSeq lists its product as uncharacterized. Lineage: Eukaryota; Viridiplantae; Streptophyta; Magnoliopsida; Poales; Poaceae. The record is from RefSeq and is a predicted model, not a curated record. The coding region runs from base 13 to 414 and encodes 133 amino acids. The transcript has 3 exons.